CGGACACUCAGCGAGCUGACCUUCGCACCAAGGCCUGAUGCCUGAUGACAACCCUCUAUUCUCAUAUUCCUCUGGCCGAUUCCUCUACAAUGAAGAAACACGCCUCCAGGAACGAUACAUGAGGUUUGACGUCAGCGCGCUUAAAAACACCAUCGCGACGCAUGUUGUUGGCCAUGGAAACGUGCGGAGUAUUGUUAAACUGAGCGAAGGCGGCUUCAACCGCGUGCUCCUAGCCACCAUGGAAGAUGGAUUCCGGGCGAUUGUGAAAAUCCCUUUCUGGAUUUCCGUCCCCAAGAUGUAUGCCACCGCCAGCGAAGUCGCAACCAUGACAUUUCUUCGCUCAAAGGGGGUUCCGGUGCCUGAAGUCUAUGGGUGGUCUUCCACGGCGGAAAAUCCAGUCGGUGUGGAGUAUAUCAUCAUGGAGCAUGCACCGGGUGUUGGGGCUGAUACUCGCUGGUUCGACACGAGCAAGUACCAAAAGAAAGCACUGGUUACCGGGAUCGUCGACAUUGAGAAAAAGCUUUUCAGCAUGCCGUUCGCCUCAGUCGGUAGUCUUUACUUCAGAAAAGAUCUCCCCUCGCGGUUACAGGGCGAGCUCUAUCAACCUGGUACACUGGACGAGGACUGCGAUGCCGAGACCUACUGCAUCGGGCCGAUUGCCGAUUACAUGUUUUGGUAUGGACAACGCGCGAAGCUGGAGUUGGAUAGGGGACCUUGGAGUGAUCCAAAGCAAUAUCUUCUCGCAAUUGCCAAGAAAGAAAUCGCGUGGAUCGAGCGAUUUGGGAAGCCGCUUGAGCCCGACUUUCCCCAUAAUACCGUUUUCCCUGGAGUCAAUUCCCAUCAAGAUUAUUUGGAACUUCUGAGAAAGUAUCUAGCAAUUGCGCCUUAUCUUCUUCCUAAGGAUACGGGGAAUAUCUUGAAUCGACCUACCCUUCGCCAUCCUGGUGAGUCCCCGCCAAGCCCUUUCGUGCUAGUAGAGGCUAAUUUAGAAGACCUCACUCCUGGAAAUGUCUUUGUGUGUCCAGACACCUUCAAUGUCACCUGCAUUAUUGACUGGCAGCACACAGUAGUCACCCCGUUGCUGCUUACUGCUGGCUAUCCGAGGCUGUUUGAGAACCCCGACCCCGAGCCCCCAACAGGCUUAGUUCCGCCAAAAUAUCCAGAGGGCUACGAUACAAUGAGCCCGGAGGACAAGGCCCAAAUCGAUGAGCUCAUCCGACGCCAAAGUCUCUUUUAUCUAUAUCGUGUUUUCAAUGGAGGACUCAACAAAGUGCAUUUACAAGCCCUUCAAGAUCCCUUGAUUCUAUCACGUCAGCACCUGGUGGACUUUGCGGGCCGCCAAUGGUCGGGCAACCUCAUGACCUUGAGAGGAGCAUUAAUGGGCAUGCGUGAUAUUUGGCCCCAUGUUCCGGGGAAGGACGAUGGUUUUGAAUGCCCCAUUAAAUUUUCAAAGCCAGAAGUCGAAGACCAAGCUGAAAACCAGCCAAUGUGGUAUAACUUGAACGCUUUAGUCAGCCACUGGCGUGAUCAACUAGGGGGGCUUUCAGAGGAAGGUUGGGUCCCAAAUGAGCAGUAUGACCACGCUGUCAAACGAAACGAAUCCCUAAAAGCGGAAUUUGCUGAGGGAGCAAGUGCAGAUGAGCUUGAGAAAAUCAAGCGGGGUUGGCCUUUCCAGGAUCGAGAGGAGUUCUUUUAAUCGACGCCGUUCGGAUCAGGACAUCUUGCUUUAGUACAUGCUGCCCCUGAACCCGCUCUUCUGCGUUGCUUAAAUGCCUAAUCAGAUAUCGUCACCAUGUCCAAUGCAUUUGAUUCUUGGUAAUC
Messenger RNA from Aspergillus heteromorphus CBS 117.55, 1821 nucleotides. RefSeq names its product serine/threonine protein kinase. The coding region runs from base 38 to 1696 and encodes 552 amino acids. The record is from RefSeq and is a predicted model, not a curated record. Gene Ontology annotation, cellular component: mitochondrion. The transcript has 2 exons. NCBI's taxonomy places the organism in Eukaryota, Fungi, Ascomycota, Eurotiomycetes, Eurotiales, Aspergillaceae.